Messenger RNA from Nymphalis io (European peacock), 4647 nucleotides. It is a transcript of the gene Wdfy2, whose product is annotated as WD repeat and FYVE domain-containing protein 2. Lineage: Eukaryota; Metazoa; Arthropoda; Insecta; Lepidoptera; Nymphalidae. The transcript has 9 exons. Gene Ontology annotation, molecular function: metal ion binding; protein binding. Bases 71 to 1327 code for a protein of 418 amino acids. The record is from RefSeq and is a predicted model, not a curated record.
AUGACGUUUUCGUUUUCGUUUUAGUAAGCAGUGACGAAUAAGUGUUUAUUUGCCAUUUAAAAUCCAAAAUAUGGCUGCUGAAAUAAAACCUGCGCCUAGGACACCAAAUGACAGAUUUUCUACCACCAAAAAACCGGCUCUUCUUAGCAAGUUGGAAGGUUGUACCGACGACGUCAACGCAGCAGUUGUGAUUCCUGGCGAAGACGGAGUUAUUAGUGUUUGCGAUGAUAAGACAGUUCGAGUAUGGUUGAAGAGGGAUUCGGGACAGUAUUGGCCAAGUAUUUGUCAGUACAUGCCCUCAGGUUGUACAUCAAUGUUUUACACACCCGAAACACGCCAGUUAUUUAUUGGUCAAGAAAAUGGUACUAUUUCUGAAUUUACACUGGCUACUGAUUGCAACAGAAUAAAUCCCACACGAGAAUACCUAGCACAUACUGCACGCGUUACAGCUGUGGUAUUUUCUCUGAGCUGUGAGUGGGUUCUCUCGGUGAGUCGAGAUAAACUAUUUUCCUACCACUGCAGUGAGACUGGUCGCAGAAUUGGUGGUUACUCGUUUGAGGCGUGGUGCACCGCUUUGCAAUUUGAUUCACAAUCAAAAUAUGCAUUUAUCGGAGAUUACAGUGGGCAGAUAACAAUGUUAAAAUUAGAUAACAAUGGUGCAACCCUAGUCACGACAUUGAAAGGUCACACUGGUUCUGUGCGAGUUUUGAACUGGGCUCCUAUACCGCAAUUACUGUUUAGUGGUUCCUUUGAUCAAACAAUCAUUGUUUGGGAUAUCGGUGGCCAGAAAGGGACGGCUUAUGAACUUCAAGGUCAUAGCAACAAGGUGACGGGGCUGUGGUACGUGGGCGGCUGCACGCGGCUCGUGUCGUGCGGCGAGGACGGCGCGCUGGGCGUGUGGGAGAUGGGCGUGGCGCGGCGCGAGACGCCGGCGUGGCGCGAAGCCGACCUGUGCCAGCUGUGUCGCGCGCCCUUCAUCUGGAACGUGCGCGCCAUGAUGGAGAAGAAGCAGCUCGGUCUCCGCCAGCACCACUGCCGCUGGUGCGGCGCGGCGGUGUGUGGCGCGUGCUCCCCGCACCGCCUGCCGCUGCCCGUCAUGGGCUUCGAGUUCCCGCAGCGCGUCUGCGCCGCCUGCUACGACACGCUGCGUCACGAGCCACGCGAGUCGCUGGCGUCCUUCCACGACAUGAAGCACGCCGUGGCGUCGCUGUUCGUGGACGAGGCCACGGGCCGCAUGUGCACGGCAGGGAAGGACCGCGUCAUCAAGGUAUGGGAUAUCAGUGUGUUGCUUGCGCCUGCGCCCAAACCGGGUACCAGCGAUCAGUAAUCGUAUACGAACUUCGUGCGACGUUCAGAGAGUUCGAGAUUCGUUCAACUACAUCACGUUGUAGCAUGUGUCUAACGAUAAAAUGAUAAACAAAUGUAGAUUCAAAAUAUAUGAAUCGAAAAAAAAAAAUUGGAGGUAAAUAUCCAAAUUAUUAAUUUAUUUCUAAGUUAAAAAAUGUUUUAUCUGUAUUCAUAUAUAUUGUAAAAACAUUCUUAUUAAUCUAUAAAAUUAUUACUUCAAAAUCAGUAAUUUAAUAAAUAUAUGUAUGACAGAUCUGAAGCAGUCAGGCUUGUUGAAGUUUUAAGAACUAGUAAUUGAUUUUAACUUUUGAAGCGAUUUAAUUGCCUACCUUUUAUUUAUAUUUUCCAUCAAAAGAAAGAGAAAAUAUUAUCCGAGUUUAAAUAAAUCCAAGUAGCAUGUGUAUGGAUACAUGUUUUUUAUUAUUAUGAACGCGACUAUUAUUUUUAAAUAACGAAUUACGUACAUACGUCAUUGAGAUUAUUGUUAUUUUUACAUGAUGGUCUUUGUAUAGUUCACUGCAAAUGGAAUUAUUAAAUUCAAUAUUAUAUGGACUUAAUCGCCUAUUAGAGAAUCAAAGAUCAAAUAAAUCAAAAAAUUCUGAAAAUUAAAAAUUAUUUUGUUAUUUUUAUCGAUAACAAAUAUCUGGUGUUUUUUAAAAUUAGAAUCGUACAAUUUAGAUUCUCCAUUUUCAAAAGAAUAUUUAUUGACAUUUGUUUUGCUUAUCUAGUUAGUCUCAGAUAGAAUAUACUUUAUACAAUACAUAUUAUGUUUUACUAAAAUAUCGAUAUUGUUCAGAUCUGUCGAUAUAUAUAUAUAUUUAUGUGAAAAAAAAUGUCAUAUGCCAAAAUAAAUCGGAUUCGUUGAAUGACAUUACAAAAUUAGUAAACGAGUUUCGCUUGAAGAAUAAUCUACGAACAAUUGAUGUUUGAAUAUAUUUAUUACUAUUUACAUUAGUAGAAUAUAAUGUUAAUGGUCCAACGAAUGUUUUCAGUGAAAUUAAGUUUCUUCAGCUAUUUAAAUGUAAGACUGAAUCUUUCAGAAUAAUAAUUUAUAAAGAGAUCUUGGAUACUAGGCGUGUACGUAACUUAUUAGAUUAGGUUAAACAGAUAAUAAAUUAAACAUUUGAAAAACAUUUCAAUUGCCUUCGACAUUUUGUUUUGAUAUACGAUAAAUAAAUAUCGAUAUGGUUGUUAAAAGUUACAAAUACAGGGUGUUCUUGAGUGUUAAUUUUAAGUAUUAGUCAAUCUUUGAAAGCUUAUUUCAUUAUAUUAUAACUAUGAUUUAUAUGUUUUAAAGUUAAAAACACCCUGUAAAUAAUGAAGUAUUGAUAUAUAAUUAAAUAAAAGACAUUUUAGCAGCCAUUAUAUUAUUAAUAAUUAAUAAUAAUAUAAUCGGUACAGAUAAACAAUUUCAAUAAAAAAAAUCCAAAUGUUAUAAAAAUAUGAAAGUGUUCAUUAAAAUCAAUUUAAUCUGUGCAUCGGGCACGUGUUUAGACCAAAUAAAAUAUGGUCUCUCACUAGAAUUAUUUAUCGAUGUAAGUAUGUAAUAGAUUAUUUUCUAAUAUAUUAUUAAACAAUCCAAAAAAUAUAAUAUUUUUAAAAUUUUAUAAACUCGGAUGCGGAAAGCCAAUGCUUAUAUUUUUUGGGCGAUUAUAAAUUUAUAUUAUUUCAUUUAAAAAUGGUGGACAAUGUUAAAGUAAUGGUAAAUUUUUUAAUAUUUCAUUAUUAUGUAAUAAAAUUUCUGUAACUAAAUUUAAAGUAUUAUAUAUUAUAUAACACCUAAAUUAACGUCAUUACAGCAUAGUUUGCUGUUUUUAAAUGUAUCAAAUGAUGAUUUGAAACAGAUGUCGGAUUUUGUUUUCACUUAUUUUUUAAAUUGUAAUAUACCUGGUGUAUGGUAUUAAUUAUUAUGUUUAAAGUACCAAAAUGCAUUUUAAAUGUGCUUGCAGAUUUUUAAAAAUAGAAUGUCUCAACUUUUUAAAUUAAGUUUUAAGAUUCGAACUCAAGGAAUUAAAGAAAAUCUGCGGGUACAUUUCGAAUGCUGCAUUUCUUCGAGAAAAUUCUCGUAAUUAUCAAAGUAGCAUUUUUUUUAAAACAAUGAUGACUACUAAAUGUAUGCUUAAUGCAAGUCCAAAAUUACUAAUAGUUUUGAAUGAGUACGAAGUUUUUAUUCACUUUUUAUAAAUAAAUUUUAGAUAUCUACGUUCUGUAUUAGAAGUGUGCGAUUGUUCGCGAUUAUAUUUUUCGUCCCGUUAUAUUUUUAAUUUAUCACCUUUUAUGUAAUAGUUCUUUAUUAGAUAUUUAUCAUUCUUUUAAAUUAAAUUAUUUUGGUUCGAUUUACGAAAAUACUUUAGUUUUUUUUUAAUAUAACCGAUUUUUCUUAAUAAACUACAAAUAACAAGCAUAUAACAAGUACUAAACGUGUUGUAUAUUUUUAAUUUAAAAAAAAGGAAUAGCGCGGCGUUCAUGAGUUUGAGUGUAACAUGUUAUUAAAUUAAUAAUUGUAAUAUUCGAAACGUUUACUUACUACGUUUAUAUAUAAUUGUAUAUAAUUUCCGGUGUGGACGCAAUGAUUAAUUAGAUUUUUAUAAAAAAUAUAUUUAUUAAUAAUCGAUUGACAUUUGCGAACCACACGCGGAAGUUUGUCCGUGUGCCCGUUUUUUUUCUAACGAUAAGUUAAGCUGGGUUCACAUUCACAUCCGUCAUAUUUGCGUCAUGCUCUUUAAAAAAAUGUGAUCGUGAAAGUUACUGAGUGUGACGUAAUAUACUAAGUGUGCACUCAGGUUUACUAAGGGCACUAUUUUUAACAAAUAAAACACGUUCGAUUAUAAUAGCGUUUAUUGAAUUCUUAAUAUAAUCAUUGUAUAACAUCGAACGCUUCUUAAUUCGUUGCCAAACAUUUAUUUCGAUAUCUAAAGUGAUUGAUACAAUAUUAGUUGGACUAGUCUUACUCGUAGUUUGAUCUUAUAUACUGAAAUAACAUUAUCGUGCUAUAUUUAUAUAUAUAUAUAUAUAUAUAUAUAUAUAUAUAUAUAUAUAUAUAUUAGCAUUGUACUAUAUCCGUAGUUUCGCUACAUAUUAUGUUUUUUGUUAUGUAAGGUUUGGAUAAAAGAUAUAUUUAAAAAUAAAUUACAUUUAUGUUAUUAAAAGAUAAAUAUUUUUUUAUUCACUGAGCUUAUUUGUGUUUAUAAUUAACACUGUAAGAUAAAAGUCACCGUGUAAUUAUUAGGUAUAUGAUAUAUCUACAUACAUACAUAGAUCGCUUAAAGUUUUUAUGCCAAUAAAAUGAUGAAUAAAUAA